AUGCCGGGUAACGAUACAAAAUGGGUCAAAUUUGGCAACAUAAAUAACAUUAUAUUUUUGGGAAAAGAUGUGAUAGCACUCUCAUCAGGUUAUCAUAUAUUGUUCAUAAAUUUGAAUACUAAGUAUGAAAAAAUUGAGAAAUUUGAUAACAAGGAACGGGGUGAUGGCAUUUCAUGUUUAUCUGGACAUCCGAUGGUACCAAUGUUUGCAACUGCUGAAAGACGUUCGAAUCCGAAGAUAACAAUAUUUACAUACCCGUCGAUUGAAAAAAUAUCAACGUGUUUUUACAAGAAACACGGACAGAGAAAUUAUUGUCUUUCGAUUAUUUUCGCGGGUACUGACUAUUUGAUAUCUUUGAAUUCGUAUUCGUCUUUUCAAUUGAUCGUCUGGUUGUGGAGAACUGGGGAAAAUUUGAAAAUUAUUGACACGGAAAUUAGUGAUGUCCAUCAACAAAUUACAUGCUCAAUGACACUACCAUUAUUACUAUCACAAAUGGGCGACACGGGAACAAUAAAAAUAUAUGAGAUGAAUGUCUGUUCAAAGAUGAUAUUGUUGACAUCAUCAGCAAUCAAUUCGAUUUUGAAUCCUUCUGAAAAAAUAGCAUCGUCUUCAUGGACUUUCGAGGGUAACUUAUUAACAUCCGAUUAUAUGGGCAACAUAUAUUUUGUCCAAAGUGACGGCAAGCGUCGGUACCAAGUUGUUGAGUCAAAAUUAACCAAAAGUCCUUCAUGGAAGCCUUUGAUUGCCGAUUUCCGCUGUGGAGUUGCGGUCGUUAAUUCCCGAUCUCAGAUCAGUUUUUAUAGAAAACCAGCGGAGCGCGCCAGACAAUCGAAUCUGUGGAACUUAAUUUGGAAUUUGGAAACGCAAUCGCACCCUCUAUACAUGAUACGCAAUCCACAGCGUGAUAGUCUUUUAUUCCACACCGAAACCGGGGGCAUUUUUGAAAUAAGUGUCGGAGAUGAUGAUGUACCGCGAAUGCAAAUGGUCUGUCAUCAAGGCUCCGGGUAUUUAUUUUUAGUGCCCAUAAAUUCUAAUGGACGAAAUUGCGCUGCUGUUGAUGGUUUUAAUCGCCUUGUUAUUAUUGAAAGUGAAACUGGGAAUUUAACCGCGACAAUGGAUCUAGACUCCCAUGGAAAAGAACACAGAGAAAUAAACAUCGGAAAAAAUUUGGUCAUUUAUAAUGUUACGAAAAAUAAUUCAAAUUUUGAAACAGUUGAAAAAAUUGCGGAAAUAAUUGAACUGCCGUUUCUAUUAAAAAAUAUAUAUCAUGGCUCGGGUAUCAAUGACAUUAUAGCGAGCCCUUAUUUAAGCAAACAAGUGGAUAAUUUAAAAUCAAUGACACUGAUGGACUGUGUCAACUCUUCACAUCAAUUUAGAGACGUUAAUAUUAAUGCGGAUUCAUCAAUUUUCUUGACAUAUGGAUAUGAUGGGAUUCUGGUAAUGCGUAACAAAGUGGAUAUUCAUCAAUUAAUGGGCAUGGUUUUGACGCAUCAUAGGUGUGAGGGAGGUAUCAUACAUGCUGUAUGUUUGUCCGGUACCAUUAUUAUUUGUUUGGGAAAAAAUGGGAAUAUUGUUGCUGUCAAAAUCUGUCAAAUGACAGCAGUAACUCAAAUAGACUUAAAUGAGCGUGAUAUAAAUUUCCAAAAUUCACUAAAAAUCCUUUCCGAAAGUAUGAAAUCUGUAAUAAGCGACGAAAUAAAUUUACCAUGGCUCGAAUGUCAGGAAAUAGCGAAACUAAACAAUGAGAAGGAAGCUUGUAUAUCAAAGCGCACGGAACUGUUAUCCGAUAUAAAUAACAUAAAAUUGAACCUCAAGAAACUGCUGGAUGAAAAUGAAAAAGAAAGCGAGGAUAAAAAAUUGGGCAUUGAAAUUUUCGAUUUUAAUACCGAAGCGCGUUAUGAAAAAAUCCGGCUGAAUAAAUUAGAGCAAGAGGAGCUAGAGAAGAUUAUUGAAGAAAAAGUGUCGUCGCAGCUUAAAGUCAGUGAGUGGCUCUGUAAAAUGUGCUGGGAUUCAAUGCUCGUUCCAGCCUGCUCCUUGAUUUCUUUAGAUGGAAAAAUUCAAGUUGAUAAUUUCGUGAUACCCGCAGUUUCUUAUCAUGAAAUUAAACGACGAAAUUGGAAUAAAUUUUUUAUUGAUAUUACAACUUCUAUGACAAGUUAUGAAGAAGGAAAGAGAAUAAAUAUUUUAAUUAAAAUACGUGAAGAAAAAUUGAAGCUGCACUUCAAUGAGUUGUUUGACAAAAUGGUCGAUCUAAAGUCGCGGGAAGUGAAAACGGCUACAGAGCGAAUUGCAAGAAUGGAUCACUGUUGGUCUGAAUUAAAAAAAAUGUUUAAUGUCGAGCACUCAAACGAUUACACGUGGUUACACCUUGAAUUACUUGACUGCGAGAAACCUUACACAGUCAUCAAGGUUGAGGACAAGGAAGUUUAUAAGAUAAUAACUUAUUCAGCGGACGUAUCUCAUGAUAGCUCAGAUAAUUUACUGCCGUCUGAUGAUGCUCAAGUCUCUUUAUUUCGGGAAGCAGCUUUGCUAAAUAUGAUGGACGGCGUUCUUGAAAUUAGGUGGGAAGAUGAAAUAAAAAAAGAUAUAAAAAUACCGGAAUGUUUAUUAUCAAAAAAUCCCUCUGAAUAUUCGGAACAGGAUCUGGUGAUUUUGAAAAAAUAUGAAGCGGAUGUAGAAAAUUUGAAAAAAGAGAGACUGAAGUACAAAAUAAUUUUACAAGACGAAAUCGCUCAAUUGCAAGAUUCACUGAGAAAAAACGUCGAUGCCUUUGACCGCAAGCUAGAAAAUUUUUUUCUGCAGCGCAUAAAAAUAGAAUCCGCGGUUCUGCAGGAAAAUCUAAUGAAAGAGCGCGAGUUGCUGCGCCACCAAUUGCGUUUGCGGGGCAUCAAAGAGCUAAAUGAUCUGGAAAAUGAACUCCAAGAAGCUUCUAAAGAUUUUCGAAAACUGACCGACGAGUUAACGCAGCUAGAAUUUACAGUCAAUGAAACCAAACUGCGGUAUGAAAAUUUGGGUAAGCGGGAAAAAUUACUCGAGUGCAAAUUCCGAGGGGAGUUUCCCGAUUUGAAGCAACCGAUGGUCGAACAUUUGUUGCGGCACUACAAGAAACGGCCUCGAAACGGCCAAUUGCUUUGCACUUCGAUAACAUAUUUGACAGAAUUGUCAAAAUGUAUUUUGACUGGAGAUAAAUCUGAAAUUUUACCGCGUAAUUGUUUCGAUUAUUUUAAAGGCAUUAACAGUCUCGAUAUUAUGCCGAGUAGUUUGCCCAGUCAAAUUGACAGCAAUCAUUGGUUUAUACUUUGCAAAUUACGGAGGACUAAAGUGGAAAUUGAAAUUAGGCUCAAGAGUUGCGCAGUAGAGCUGGCAGAAGCUGAACAAACGCUGAGUAACCACCAGAAAAUAAUUGCGGGGACACAAAACCGCGUGCAGAUGCUGAGAGAUAUGAUAGAGAGCGUGAGGAAAAAAAAUGAGGAUGUUAUGAGGGACAUGGAGGUACAAUUGGUCCUGCAAAUGGGACAGAUAGAAACCAAUUUGUGUGGGCAUCCAAGGGAAUUUAAAAACACGGUGCUCGUUUCAUUUGAUGAGGUACUUAAAGUUAAUGCGGCAAUUGUUGAGGCUGGUCGAAAAAAAAUAGCGGCCAUGAACCAGACUAUUAUUUUUCGUAAAACUAUUAAUUGGAAGGAGUGGUGUCACAGUUGCUUGAAGAUGACGCAUCGUGAGAUGGAGGAAGAGCUUAAAGUCCUUCAGGAUGUUAAGGUCACGAAAGAAAUACAAAAGUAUCUGAUGGGUAAUUUGCAUAUUCUUGGGUCAGAGAAGGACAUGGAUAUCUGGGAGAGAAGCGUCACGUCUACCAAGAAGCAUUUCACCAGAAUACUAUCGGAUGAGAAAAUAAAACUGAUCGAAAUUUCGCGCAAUUUAAACGACUGGCAGAAGCUUAACGAUUCUGUCAGCGAUCAGAUCGAUAAACUAAAAUCAACCGGUUGUGAAUUAGCAAUAAGCUGCAACGAAGAGACUCGAGUCAAAGACACAAAGUAUCGGCGGGUCAGAUUGAAAGCGAUUAUGAAAAAAAAUCGCUUGGUUUCGAAAAUAAAAAACAAUUAUGAUGACUUGUUGAUGCUGAGAUCUCAGCUAGAACUACUGAGAUUAAAGACUUAUCCUACAUUGAAGUUGAGGAAAAAGUAG
Microplitis demolitor is the source of this 4182-nucleotide messenger RNA. Its product is annotated as cilia- and flagella-associated protein 43. Gene Ontology annotation, biological process: cilium assembly. Gene Ontology annotation, molecular function: protein binding. The coding region runs from base 1 to 4182 and encodes 1393 amino acids. The transcript has 16 exons. The record is from RefSeq and is a predicted model, not a curated record. Lineage: Eukaryota; Metazoa; Arthropoda; Insecta; Hymenoptera; Braconidae. Gene Ontology annotation, cellular component: axoneme.